This is a messenger RNA of Ipomoea nil (Japanese morning glory), 2970 nucleotides long. Its product is annotated as receptor-like protein 12. Lineage: Eukaryota; Viridiplantae; Streptophyta; Magnoliopsida; Solanales; Convolvulaceae. Bases 61 to 2970 code for a protein of 969 amino acids. Gene Ontology annotation, molecular function: protein binding. The transcript has a single exon. The record is from RefSeq and is a predicted model, not a curated record.
GAAUUCAAAGCAUCCCAAAAUUGUUAUAGAUUGAGCCUUUAAUAUAAUUUUGUUUGUGCAAUGAAAACUCCAGUCCUUGAAUGCCGCCUUUUCUUCUUCAUAUCCUCCUGCUUGCUGCUCCAAAUGGUGGCAGCCCAAUCCCAAUGCUUGAGCCAUCAGAAAAUGUUGUUGUUGCAGUUCCGCAGCAGCCUGGUGUUCGACUCAACAGCUUCAACCAAGCUUGCGCGCUGGAACAACAGCACAGAGGACAACUGUUGUGUUUGGGCUGGGGUGGAAUGUGACACCUCAGGUCAUGUCAUCACCUUGAUUCUCGACAGUGAAACCAUUACAGAUGGUAUUCACAAUUCAAGCGCUCUAUUCAGUCUUCAAUACCUUGAGAGGCUCAAUUUGGCUUUCAACACCUUCAAUUCCAUUCCAAUUCCAGUUCAGAUCUAUAAUCUUACCAACUUGACAUAUCUCAAUUUGUCAACUGCUGGUUUUGGAGGGCAGAUCCCGAGUGGAAUAUCAAGACUCACAAGGUUGGUAACUCUUGACCUCUCAUUCUAUUGGAAUCUUAAACUUGAGAAUCCAAAUCUAAACCAAUUCUUUGAGAACUCCACUCAACUUAGACAACUUUAUCUUGAUGGUGUUGAUCUUUCCAGUACAGUAGUACUUCCAAAAUUCUUAGCCAAUUUCUCUAACCUCAAGACCUUGAGCCUCAGGGAAUGUAAUCUUCAGGGAUCAUUUCCAACAGAGAUAUUUCAGAUACAAGGUUUACAGGAAUUCAGUUUGGAAGACAAUGAUGAUCUUAGUGGCGGUUUCCCAUCAUUUCCUGAGAAUGGAUCACUUAGGAUGAUCUCAGUAGCUUCCACUCAAUUUUCUGGUUCGUUGCCAGCAUCCAUUAGUAAUCUUAGCAACUUGUCUAGGAUCGAUCUCAGCUACUGCAAUUUCAGUGGAUCAAUUCCCUCUACCAUGGCACAACUUACCAGUCUCACUUAUGUUGAUUUCUCGCAUAACCACUUCACUGGCUCAAUCCCGCAUUUUCUACACUCAAAGAAUCUUACUAGCAUAGAUUUUUCUUUUAAUGGCCUGACAGGUCCACUCUCUUCUAAACAUUUUGAAGGCCUUUCAAAAGUUGUGCACAUAAAUUUAAGGUCAAAUUUUCUCUCUGGAAGAAUUCCCCCAUCUCUGUUUUCACUCCCAUCUUUACAACACCUAGAUCUUUCCAACAAUUCAUUUGAUGGUGUUGUUGAUGAAUAUGUGAAUGUAUCUACCUCACAAUUGCAAACACUCAAUCUGAGUUCUAAUUGUCUAGUUGGGUCAUUGCCGAAGUACUUCUUUGAAUUUCCAAAGUUGACUACGUUGUUGCUUUCUUCCAACUCCUUAAGUGGAAGGAUACAAUCAUCUUUAUUUUCACUUCCAUCAUUGGAUACACUAGAUCUUUCCAAAAAUUCAUUUGAUGGUCUUGUUGAAGAAUAUGUGAAUGUGUCGGUCUCACCAUUGGGAAUUCUCGAUUUGAGUUCUAAUCGUCUAAAUGGGUCAUUUCCAAAGUACUUCUUUGAAUUUCCAAAGUUGACUAAGUUGUUGCUUUCUUCCAACUCCUUAAGUGGAAGGAUACAAUCAUCUUUAUUUUCACUUCCAUCAUUGCAGACACUAGAUCUUUCCAAAAAUUCAUUUGAUGGUCUUGUUGAAGAAUAUGUGAAUGUGUCUGUCUCACCAUUGGGAAUUCUCGAUUUGAGUUAUAAUCGUCUAAAUGGGUCAUUUCCAAAGUACUUCUUUGAAUUUCCAAUGCUGUGUGGUUUAUUACUUUCUUCUAAUUCCUUAAGUGGAAGGAUACAAUCAUCCAUGUUUUCACUUCCAUCAUUGGAUGUACUAGAUCUUUCCAACAAUUCAUUUGAUGGUCUUGUUGAUGAAUAUGUGAAUGUGUCUGUCUCACCAUUGAGUAUUAUGGAUUUGAGUUCUAAUCGUCUAAAUGGGUCAUUUCCAAAGUAUUUCUUUGAAUUUCCAAUGCUGGGUGUUCUAUUACUUUCUUCCAAUUCCUUAAGUGGAAUGAUACAAUCAUCCCUGUUUUCACUUUCAUCAUUGGAUGCACUAGAUCUUUCCAACAAUUCAUUUGAUGGUCUUAUUGAUGAAUAUGUGAAUGUGUCUGUCUCACCAUUGAGAAGUCUGUAUUUGAGUUCUAAUCGUCUAAAUGGGUCAUUUCCAAAGUACUUCUUUGAAUUUCCAAAGCUGUUUGACCUGGAUCUUUCUUCCAACUCCUUAAGUGGAAGGAUACAAUCAUCUUUGUUUUCACUUCCAUCAUUACAGACACUAGAUCUUUUCAACAAUUCAUUUGAUGGUCUUGUUGAUGAAUAUUUGAAUGUAUCUACCUCAGGAUUGUAUAACAUUGACUUGAGUUCUAACCAUCUAAUAAAUUUGUCAUUUCCGAAAUAUUUCUUUGAAUUUCCAAAGUUGAUGUUUUUAGAUUUGUCAGACAAUGAAAUUAAAGGGGAAAUACCAUCUUCGAUAUGGGGAAUGGGUAAUGGAAAUCUAAAUAGUCUAAAUCUUUCCAGCAAUUUCUUAGAUGGUCUUGAACAACCUUAUACAAUUUCAAGCAGUCUUACUCAACUUGACCUGCACUCCAAUCAAUUGCGAGGCCCACUUCCUAUUACACCUGCCCACAGUGAUUCCACUCGUUAUCUUGAUUACUCAAACAAUCUUUUCAAUGGUUCCAUCCCAUUUGGUCUUGGGAAUUUUGCUACAAAAGCUACUUUCUUGUCUCUUUCAAAUAAUAGCUUCACCGGAACAAUUCCUGAAUCCAUAUGUAAUGCAAGUAUUCUGGGCAUACUUGAUCUAUCCAACAAUAUGCUGAGUGGCAUACUUCCAUCAUGUCUAUUCAACAGUUCUGGGAUCCAGGGAGUAAACCUUGGGGAAAACCAAAUCAGUGGUAAUGCCAAUCACAUGUGGCCAAACCUUCAGAUUAUAGAUUUUGCUUCCAAUAAUUUCAUUUGA